Messenger RNA from Paramecium pentaurelia, 1631 nucleotides. The record is from the annotation of a GenBank genome assembly. Lineage: Eukaryota; Ciliophora; Oligohymenophorea; Peniculida; Parameciidae.
UCAUGGACUACAAUAUUAAUAAUCGUAUCCAACAAUUGAAUCCACACUAUAUGAUGCUCUUAUUAAAACAGUAAUUUUGAAUAAUAUCAAGGAAUUUAGUUUCUGAAUUAAAUGCAGAUAGUAUUAAAAAAAUAGGAGUAAGUAGAGGAGCAAGAACAGAUCGAGGUGUACAUGCAUUAUGUAAUUAUGUUUCUUUGAAAUUGCAAAUUGAUUAAAAAUAUUGUUAAUCUAUGACUAAUAAUAAAUUAGUUGAUAAAUGGAAUAUUAAUUGGGAUCUUUUGAUUAAUGAAUUAAAUUCAUAAUUGCCAACUGAUAUUAGAGUUAAUGGUAUUAAACAUGUAACUCAAUCUUUUAAUGUAAAAAAUUAAGCAGAUUAAAGAAUGUAUAAUUAUAUUUCACCUUAAUUUUCCACUGUGAAUGAUAUUUAGAAAAUAUGUUAAUAAUAUAUAGGAACACAUAACUUUCAUAAUUACACUUCAAAAAAAGAAUAUAAUGAUCCAUCAUCAAAAAGAUUUAUAUAGGAAUUUAAUGUUUAAACACUCAAUUUUCAUAAUGAGAAUUAUCUAAAGUUCACUAUUCUUGGAAAUAGUUUUAUGUAUCAUUAAAUUAGAAAAAUGAUAGGAACUAUUUAUUAAAUCAUAUAAGAGAAAAAAGAUUUAUAAUUCAUUCAGGACACUUUCACUUAAUAAAAGCAUUCUCUUUAUAUUGCUCCAUAAUAAGGAUUGUAUUUAAAAGAAAUCAAAUUCACAGGAUAUAAUAUGAAGAAAGAUAUCCCAUAGAAAUUAGAAAUAGAUUUCAAAUAAUAGAAAUUAAUUGAUUCAUUUGAAGAUGAACUCAUCAAAUAUAUAUGUGAACAGUAUGAAUCUUAAAACAUUUUUGAAGAAUGGUAUAAAGAGAUAUAACAAUAUAAACAAUGACCAAAUAUAUAAUUAUUUAUAUAAUCAUAAUGGAUUAACAUCAUUCUAAAUCUUUUGGAGCUUUCAAUUAGUUGAACUGUCAACUUUUUAAACCAAAACCUCUUUCUUUUAGACUUCAAAUAGGUAAAUUAUCUCAUUAAUUUCAAAGGUCCAAUACCUACUGAAACACCUCGAGUCCUCAAAUAAGCUCUCAUCACUCCUUCAACUAAUGAUAAUGAUUCAAAGUAUCACUUUUCAUAAUUUAGUCAUUCACCCUCUCCAUAAUUACGAGCCUUCAAAUCCUACAGAGUUUCCACUGAAAUGUUAAUUGGAUCUCCAAUUGAUUAGAUAUAGUUAAUUAUUAGAGAAAAUGAGAACUUGAAAAAAUCCUUGAACUAAAAAUAAAAGAUUAUUGAUACUUUGACUCGAUCAUAGAAAACAAAAACUCGAUUAGAUUUCAAUGACUUAAAAAAGAAUUCAAGGUCACAUAUUUAACCUCAAAGCUAACAGGAAGCCAUCAAACCUAAGUUAAUAGAAGUAAAGUAAUCUAUCUCUCAAAAUUACAAUAAACGCACCAAGUUACCAAAAAUUGAAGACUCUAUCUAAAAAGAAGAUGAUUGUAACUUCACAUUCGCUAAGAAUUUUUUCAAUAGUAAUGCUACUUGUCAAAAUCAAAAGAUUAAUUUUAAAUAAGUAUUUGCCUAAUCUCAUUUGAAGAAGAAAUUUUUCACUUGA